This is a messenger RNA of Beauveria bassiana ARSEF 2860, 1599 nucleotides long. RefSeq names its product fumarate hydratase. NCBI's taxonomy places the organism in Eukaryota, Fungi, Ascomycota, Sordariomycetes, Hypocreales, Cordycipitaceae. Gene Ontology annotation, biological process: malate metabolic process; fumarate metabolic process; tricarboxylic acid cycle. Bases 1 to 1599 code for a protein of 532 amino acids. Gene Ontology annotation, molecular function: fumarate hydratase activity. The record is from RefSeq and is a predicted model, not a curated record. Gene Ontology annotation, cellular component: tricarboxylic acid cycle heteromeric enzyme complex; mitochondrion. The transcript is spliced from 3 exons.
AUGCUACGAGCGACUAGCCGCCGACUUGCAGCCACGGGAUUGGCCUCGUCGCGGAGCUACUCCAGACUCGCAGCUGCAGCCACCGCGCCCACAUGCAGACCUGCUGCCAUUGUUCCCCCGCAGCUCGCCUCGAACCAUUCUCUCUCUUCCCUCCAACAACGAGGUUUCCGCACCACCACCCUCAGAAUGGCUUCUACCCGCUCCGAAAGCGACGCCUUUGGCGAGAUCCAAGUUCCUAGCGACAAGUACUGGGGCGCCCAGACCGAACGAUCCCUCGAGAACUUUCGCAUCAAUCAGCCUCAGGAUCGCAUGCCGCCCCCCAUCAUCAAGGCCUUUGGUAUCUUAAAGGGCGCUGCUGCCACCGUCAACAUGCGCUACGGUCUUGACCCCAAGAUUGGCCAGGCCAUUCAGCAGGCCGCCAAAGAGGUGGCCGAUGGCAAGCUCAUGGACCACUUCCCCCUCGUCGUCUGGCAGACCGGCUCCGGCACCCAGUCCAACAUGAACGCCAACGAGGUCAUCUCCAACCGCGCCAUUGAGAUUCUCGGCGGCAAAAUGGGCAGCAAGUCGCCUGUUCACCCCAACGACCACGUCAACCGCAGCGCCUCCUCCAACGACACCUUCCCCACCGUCAUGCACAUUGCCGCCGUCCUCGACCUCGAAGGCGAGCUCCUUCCCGCCCUGCGCAGCCUUCGCGCCGCCCUUCAAGCCAAGGUCGACGCCUUUGACACCCGCGGUAUCAUCAAGAUUGGCCGCACUCAUCUGCAAGACGCGACGCCUCUGACCCUCGCCCAAGAGUUCUCUGGCUACGUCGCUCAGCUCGACUUUGGCAUCAAGCGCGUCGAGGCUUCUUUGACCGACCUCCGUCUGCUCGCGCAGGGCGGCACUGCCGUCGGCACCGGCAUCAAUACCUUCAAGGGCUUCGCCGAGGCCAUUGCCGAGGAGGUGUCCAACAUGACCGGCACCGAGUUCAAGACGGCCCCCAACAAGUUCGAGGCCCUCGCCGCCCACGACGCCAUUGUCCAGGCUCACGGCAGCCUCAACACCCUCGCCACCUCCCUCACCAAGAUUGCUCAGGACAUUCGCUACCUCGGCAGCGGUCCUCGCUGCGGUCUCGGCGAGCUCAUCCUGCCCGAGAACGAGCCCGGUAGCAGUAUCAUGCCCGGCAAGGUCAACCCCACCCAGUGCGAGGCCCUCACCAUGGUUUGCGCUCAGGUCAUGGGCAAUAACGUCGCCACCACCAUUGGCGGCAUGAACGGCCAGUUUGAGCUCAACGUCUACAAGCCCCUCAUCAUCCGCAAUCUCCUCCACAGCUCUCGCAUCCUUGCGGACGGCAUGCGCUCGUUUGAGAAAAACCUGGUCGCUGGCCUCCAGGCCAACGAGGCCAAGAUUGCCAGCAUUAUGAAGGAGUCUCUCAUGCUUGUCACUUGCCUCAACCCCAAGAUUGGCUACGACAUGGCCAGCAAGGUAGCCAAGAAUGCGCACAAGAAGGGCCUCACCCUGAAGGAGAGCGCCAUGGAACUCCAAGCCUUGACCUCGGAAGAGUUUGACACGCUUGUUAAGCCCGAACUCAUGGUCGUUCCCAGCGAGUACAAGCAGUAG